UGGGAGGACACGUCACUACUCAUCACUGAAGUAGUCCCGGAAGAGUAGAAACUAGAAAGGUUAGAGAAAUUGUAACACACUGAAGAUAAGCAAAAUCUACACCACAGUAAGUGCACAGGGCCACUAUGCCUCAAGGUGAUGUAAGAAGAUUUGAGAGAUUGGAAGAGGAGGACAUAACCUGCUGUGUGUGCGCCGGUGUGCUGUCUGAUCCGGUGUCUAUUGCCUGUGGGCACACUUUUUGCAAGCAUUGUAUCUCCUUCUACUGGCAAACAUCUGGGGGCUCUCUCUGUCCAGAAUGUAGGGCAACCUGCCCCAGAAAUCAGCUCAUACCUGUGCACAGGCUGAGGAGCCUGAUAGAAAAAGUCCAGAACGUACUAAAUGAAGAUCAGGCCUGGAAGGAGGCUCCAGGUCGUGCUGUUCAGCUGGUUUAUGAAGAUAUAGAUGGACAUUUUAAGUUGGACGAAGAUGCCGUAAAGAGCUGUUUUUCAGGCAAUACCAUCUCCAAUUACUCAGUCUGCCUUAUAUCUGUGCUAGGCAAGAAACAUCUAGGCAAAUCCUUGCUCAUGAACUAUAUUCUGAGAGCCCUACACUGCCAGGAGAAGGGCCAACCACUGAGUUUGGGAUUGGAUGACGCCCCUCUGCAUGGUUUUGGAUGGAAUUCUAGGAGUAACAAUAUAACCAGGGGUAUAUGGAUCUGGAACAGACCUUUCAUACUUGAAAACAAAGGAAAGAAGGUUGCCGUCUUUGUCCUGGAUACAGAGGGCUCUAUGGAUGCUGAAGGGGAUAGAGAAAACUGUAUUAAACUCUCCGCCUUGUCUGUAAUGCUCAGCUCCUACAUGAUCUUCAAUGUACAUGCCAGACUGCAAACAGCAGAACUGGACUAUCUUCAGAUGUAUACUGAAGUUGGAGAGCUGCUGGGAAAAUCCUUUCUACAACAACAAUUACAGCAUUUGGACCUCUUGGUGAGGGACUGGCACAACUGUGAUAACUGUGGUCGCGGAGCUGCCCUGUCUUUCUUAGAUAAUGUGGAAAAGGAACAUUGCUAUGCGUACCCUUGUGUAGAAGGGUGGCUUGCAUGCUCGUCAGUAUCCUGCCAUCUCUUGCCACACCCAGGGAUCGGACUCAUCAGAUCAGGCCAGGGAAAACUGUCAGAUAUGAACAAGGACUUCAGAAGUCAUCUCACAAUAUAUGUUUGUGAACUGGUGAGAGGUGUUUGGAGCCAUUUAAAGACUGACGCCCAUGAAAACAUUUUAAGGUGUGGUGAGCUUUGCAGUGCACUGAAGGAGUUUGGGGACGUGUUGCAGAGGCAGUACACCUUUGCUUCCCCGUCUCAGAUGUUCUUUUCCUUAAAUAAUUAUGACAACAUGAAACGCUAUAUAAAUGUAUUUAAAGAAUUCCUAUGCAACCAAGCUACAACUACAUCGUCCCCACUUAAGGUCCUUGGAGUUACACCCAAUAAAAUGAGACUCAUAAUCAACAAUGCAGCUCAAAGUCUUCUUCAGACUUUCGGAAGAACUUUACAAUACUCUGGAGGCAACCAAAAGCAAAUUCUCCUGGACGAGUUGAUGUCCCAACUGCUUCAGUUACAAGAAGACUUUUGUGACGACCACAGCAAACGUUUUAAAAAGUGCGCUGUAGGGUGUGUGUUUGGGGCGGGGGUCCUUGGACUUGUAGGAGGAGUUUCAGGAGCGAUUGUGGCGGGUGGUGCCUUGGCAGUAGGUGCCACAUCUUUGUUUGGCAGCACAGCAGCUGCUAUAACGGGUGGAGCAGUGGGGGGCUCUUUAACUCUAGGGGCCAUUGGAGGGAGUUUGGGAGCUAGAGUGGGGGAAGCAUUUGGACGCAGGAUCGAGAAAAGAGAUAAAAAAGAUGGAAAAGGAUCCUAAAGACGUUAAACAAUAAUGAUUAGGCUGAUAAUCAACUGACUUGAAAGUGCUACACAAAUAUUUUUUACUACAUAAUUUCACGAACAGGUACCAAAAAUAACUGCAAAUGUUUAAGGUCUUUCCUCUGUCUCAGGUCAAAACAUCUGUAUUCCAAUAAAAAUAUAUCACUUAAACAAAGAAAUGUAAUAUUGUGCUGAAUAAAACUGUUUUUUCCUACCUA
Molecule: messenger RNA, 2103 nt
Organism: Bombina bombina (fire-bellied toad)
Lineage: Eukaryota; Metazoa; Chordata; Amphibia; Anura; Bombinatoridae
Product: RING finger protein 112
Exons: 14
Coding region: 126-1883 (585 amino acids)
Biological process (GO): protein homooligomerization; endoplasmic reticulum organization
Molecular function (GO): GTPase activity; GTP binding
Source: RefSeq, a predicted model, not a curated record